AUGGAAAAUUCGGAUUUGUUUGGUUAUGAGGAGUUCAAUGACUCGUCUAACAAAUCAUCAUUAAAAAUAGAUAAGUACACUAUUGACUUCUAUGAUUUCGGGCCAAAGGAAAUAUCUUGCCCAAUAAUUUGUUUGCCCCCGACUGCGUGUGAUGCAUCAAUCUACUACAAAGUUCAGCUACUACUUUCAAGGGAAGGUUUUAGGAUAAUAUCGAUCAAUUAUCCCGAAACAUAUAACGCGAAUGAUUUCUGUGAAGUCUUCCUCAAAAUGCUUGGUGAAUUGCAUGUAACGGGUGUUCAUCUCAUCGGCUCUUCUCUUGGCGGUUUCCUUGCCCAGAAGUUCUAUGAAAUUUCUGAAAAAUCCAAUGCUUAUGUCAAGUCUUUGGUCCUCUGCAACACAUUCACAGACACCUAUUCAUUUGAAUCGCGAUUUUCGUCGAGAUUGCAAGUUCCAGUUUUGAUGUUCUGGAUGUUACCAGUAUCCCUGUUACGAAUGACUCUUGAGUAUCCACCCGUCUCCACCGAUGCUGACGAAGAUGUCAGGACCUCGGUAGAACUGGCAAAACAACAGAUGAAUAAAAUGUCCCAAUCUGAAUUGGCAUCUCGACUCACAAUGGCUUGCACGACAGACCAUGUCACGGUAGAAGAAUUGCAAGAUGUCGAUGUCACCAUUGUUGAGGUUGGUGACUUGGAUACGACGUACAAGAAGCUCUAUGAGGGCGUGCACAGGGCUUACCCCGAAGCUAAAGUUGCCAGCAUCGACAGUGGAGGCCUCUUUCCCUUUCUCAGUCGCUACGAUGAAUUUGCCGCCUACAUGAAGUUAGAUGCCUUUGUGAAGGCCUAG
Messenger RNA from Echinococcus granulosus, 843 nucleotides. RefSeq names its product Maspardin. The coding region runs from base 1 to 843 and encodes 280 amino acids. The transcript is spliced from 7 exons. Lineage: Eukaryota; Metazoa; Platyhelminthes; Cestoda; Cyclophyllidea; Taeniidae. The record is from RefSeq and is a predicted model, not a curated record.